Molecule: messenger RNA, 1665 nt
Organism: Trifolium pratense (red clover)
Lineage: Eukaryota; Viridiplantae; Streptophyta; Magnoliopsida; Fabales; Fabaceae
Exons: 2
Coding region: 1-1665 (554 amino acids)
Source: RefSeq, a predicted model, not a curated record
AUGCCAAAUGAAGUUGAGGAAGAGGUGGUAGAAGGAAGGAGUGGAAAGGAAAAAGAUCAUGAGGGAGAAGUGGAAAAUGAGAGAAAUGGUGAGCUUGAGGAAGAAGUCGAAAAUGAGAGUGAGGAAAAAAAAGAGAAAAGUAAGAAAGAAAGACUUAUUGAUCCCAAUUCAAUGUUAAGGAAGAUAAAAAGUCAACUUUUGAAAGAGGGACCUCAAAAAAUUCCUUAUUAUGUGAAGUUACCUUAUCCACACAUAAGGAAGAACAAAAGUAGUGUGUCUAGUGAGAGUGAGAAGAAGGUGAAGAGUGAAAAUGAAAAAAAAAUUAAGAGUAAAAUUUUGAAAGAUGGAGAAAAAGCUCAAGUAGUUCUACCUCGUGAGAAGCUACCCUACCCUCACAAAAAGAAGAGUAAGAGAAAAGAUAUCAACUUUAAGAAGUUCAUGGAGAUGUUUAAUAGCCUUCAAGUCACAAUUCCGUUUAUGGAAUCUUUGGAGCAAAUGCCUAUGUAUGCCAAGUUCAUGAAGGAGUUGUUGACUAAGAAGAGGCAGCCUAAAGAGGAUGAAACUGUGUUGUUGACGGAAGAGUGUAGUUCAAUUCUUCAAAGAAAACUCCCACAAAAGAAGAAAGAUCCCGGUAGUUUCACCAUAUCUUGUUCUAUUGGGAAUUUACAUGUUGGGAGAGCACUUUGUGACUUAGGAGCAAGCAUCAACUUGAUGUCCCUCUCUAUGAUGAAAAAAAUACCGGGUGCCGUAGCUAAACCCACGAGGAUGCAGUUAUCUCUUGCGGAUCGGUCCAUCACGUACCCCUAUGGAAUCUUACAAGAUGUUUUGGUAAGAGUGGCCGAAUUUGUUUUUCCGGCGGAUUUUGUAAUUCUCGAUAUGGAAGAAAACGCCGAAAUGCCUUUGUUAUUGGGAAGACCCUUUCUAGCAACCGGGAGAGCUCUAAUUGAUGUGGAGAUGGAUGAUUUAAUGUUGAGGCUCAAUGAUGAGCAAGUUAACUUCAAUAUCUUUGAAGGUAUAAGAAAUCAAGAUGUGACUCCACAAUGCUUUAAAGUGGAUGUCAUUGAAGAUGAGAUUGGGAACUCAAAGAAAGAAGCAACAAAGUCAAUUUCUCUGGAUUUGAAAGCACUCCCUCCUAAUUGGAAAUAUGUAUUUUUGGGAGAUGGUUGUAAGCAACCUGUGAUCAUUAGUAGCUUGCUCACUCCUUUGGAAGAAGAGAAAAUUUUGAAAUAUUUGAAAAAGGAUGAUGGUGUCAUGGGUUGGAAUUUGAAUGGUGUAAUUCCAGCCUUUUGCUUGCACAAGCUGAAGAAUGAAGAGGAUUCCAAUUCGGUGGUCCCAUCUCAAGAGCUCCUGACUACAACAUUGGAAGACUUGGUGAAGAAUGAUGUGAUGAAGAUAUUUGAAAUUGGUUUGAUGAGUAUUAUUUCCGAUAGCUUUCAGGUAAAUUCGGUUCAUGUGGGUCCAAAAAGGGAAGUUAGUAUGGAAGAUUCCAAGGAAGCUCCUAAAAGGCUAAAGAAGAAGAAAAGAAAAAAAUGGAAGCACAAGUUGAUAAAGUUUGUGAGUCAUCCGGUCAUCGAAAAAUUGUUGCUUUUUGAUCGCAAUGUGACCCCAUUGAAAAGGGAGGAAAAGAGGAGACGGGGGAAAUCAAAUUUGAAGUAUCCUCCCUAA